GCUUUCCAGCACAAAGAGUGUUAGAUUCAUGCACGCUCGCACUGAGAGCUCACUAAAUAUUUAUUAAAGAAACUGGAACAGAUUUGUUUGAUGGAUGGUGCAUUUUGUUUGUUUUUCAGGCGUUUGCUAAGAUUUUAGUAGUAGUUAAGUCGACUUCUAACAGAAACUAUACGAGAAUAAGCAGACAUCACAGUUGUCCAAGGAGUCCAGAGUCGGUUCGGAUGACCCAGCAGAGCGCAGAAUGGCUGGAGCACUAAGGAUGGAUGAUACACAGUAUCCCAUGAAGUUUAACAAUGAGUUUAUGGUGGACCUUCCAUACCUUCAUGAACCUUUUGAGGUGAAGCCUGAACCCUUUGUGCCAGAGACAGGUCAUGGGCCUUACCUACAGAUAAUUGAGGAGCCAAAGCAGAGAGGAUUCAGAUUUCGCUAUGAAUGUGAGGGCCCAUCCCAUGGUGGUCUGCCAGGGGCCUCUAGUGAGAGGAACAGAAGAACGUAUCCCACAGUCAAGGUGUCAAACUACUUGGGUCAAGCUCGUGUAGAGGUUCAGCUAGUGACGCACACAGACCCCCCUCGUGUUCAUGCGCAUAGCCUUGUGGGUCGCCAUUGCAAUGACAACGGGAUAUGCACCAUUGAUGUCGGGCCUAAUGAUCUCACAGCACAAUUCAGUAAUUUAGGCAUCCUCCAUGUCACUAAGAGAGGAGUGGCUGAAGUAUUAACGAAAAGACUGAAAGAAGAGAAGAGGAGGAUGAAAGAGCCUGGAUAUAAAUUUACUGAUGCAGAGGAACAGGCUAUUUUGCAUGAGGCCAAAGAACUGGGCAAAUCCAUGGACUUAAACAUUGUGAGAUUAAAGUUCACUGCUUACUUGCAGGACAGCAAUGGGAGUUUCACAAGAGCCUUGAGGCCAGUUGUCUCCAACCCUAUCUAUGAUAGUAAAUCACCAAAUGCUUCGAAUCUGAAGAUCUCCCGCAUGGAUAAAACCUCUGGAUCAGUGCUGGGAGGAGAAGAGAUCUUUCUGCUCUGUGAUAAAGUUCAAAAAGACGAUAUUGACAUUCGUUUUUAUGAGGAGGAAGAUGAUGGAGGAUGGGAGGCAUUUGGAGACUUCUCCCCUACUGAUGUCCACAAACAGUAUGCGAUCGUGUUUAAGACCCCACCGUACCGCUGCGCAGAUAUCCCACGUCCUGUCACAGUCUUCCUGCAGCUCAGGAGGAAGAAGGGAGGCGACUGCAGCGAACCCAAGCAGUUCACAUACAUUCCUCACAAUCAAGACAAAGAAGAGGUACAGAGGAAGAGGAUGAAGGCACUUCCUCAGCCCUAUGAUCACUGGCGGGGAGGACCUCAAGGAGGAGCAGGGGCCUUCGGAGGUCCUGGAUCUGGAGCAGGAGGAGGUGGAGGUGGCAUGGGAGGAGGUUAUCAAUUUAAUCCUGUGAUGGAUGCUUCAGGGUUUUUCACUGGUGGAUGUGGUGGAUUUAGUGGCGGGGCACAGAUGUCAGGCUCCACCCCACAGGCUGAUGGAUCUCAGAAUCAGCCGACAAACACACAAACUCAGUCUGGCUCUCAAAUGCAACAGCAGCUCUUUCAGAUCGCCACAGUUCUGCAGAAUCGUGCCAGUUUGAUGGCAAAGUACUCUGCUCGUGCUUUGUUACAGUACUGCAGCACAGGGGAUGUGCGCCCUCUGCUGCUUCUGCAAAGACAUUUGUGUGGAGUGCAAGAUGAGAACGGAGACACUCCUCUGCACUUGGCCGUUAUCCAUCAACAACCUGUUGUGGUGCAACAGCUUAUUCAGGCCCUGAGCAACACCCCACAGCAGAAGUUUAUCAACAAACUCAACAAACUCAAUCAGGCUCCACUGCAUCUGGCUGUGAUCACGAAGCAGCCCAAGUUAGUUGAGAUGCUGAUGAAAACCGGGGCAGACCCGAGCCUGCUGGACCGAGAGGGCCGGACAGCGCUUCACUUGGCCGCUCACACCGGCGAUGAGACCAUACUACGACUGAUCCUGGGCCUGCUGGGAGAGCGCAGUGCUCAUUUAAUAAACUCUGCUGACUUCUCAGGUCAAUAUCCAGUUCAUCUGGCAGUAAAGAAAGAUGGAGUGCGCUGUCUUGGAUUGCUGGUGGAGGCAGGAGCAAAGAUUAACAUGCCCGAGCAGAAAAGUGGCUGCACAGCACUACACCUGGCAGUGAGGGACAACCUUUUAAAACUGGCCUGUUAUCUCAUCACAGAGCUGAAGGCAGACGUGAAUGCAUGUACCUACGGGGGCAACAGUCCUCUUCACAUUGCUGCCAGUCAGGGCUCCCCACAUCUCUGCUCCAUGCUGAUAGCUACAGGUGCUGAUAAACGCAUGGAGAAUGACGAGCCUCUUUUUUUCCAGAGCUCGUCGUCAUCGGAUGAGGAUGACGAGAGCGUGAAGAAUGAAGUCGACAGGCAGCUUCCAGAUCACAUGGUUCAACAGGUUCACUGCAUGUCGAUAUCAUCUGAAAAAAGAACAUUUAACCCACGCAAGAGACCUGCUGUGGGACACACUCCAUUUGACCUGGCCAAAUGCCAAAAGGUUAGAGAUCUUUUAGAUGGCAGGAAAAGCCCCAAGCCCAGUUCAAUCGCCCACAAGAGAACCAAAAUCAGCACUGACGAAGCCAACCAGGGUUUGGACAGUGAGGUCCUCACAAAACUGUGUGGUAUUCUCAUUGAAGACUGCGUACCCUGGAGAGAGCUGGCGGAAAAACUGGGCAUGCUCACACUCUCUCACCUUUACCAGGAUAGUGUCUCACCCUGCCAGAAGCUUCUCGAGAACUACCAGUUGAGUGGUGGUCCUGUGGACGGCCUGGUGGAGGCGCUACAGUCUUUGGGUGUGAGUGAAGGAGUGAGACUGCUGAGAGACAGCCAGCCCAGAGAGGACAAGCAGAGCACAGAUUCUAAAGCAGACAGUGGCUUUGGGAGUCAGUCUAUUGGAGAGGAGAUGGGAAAUCCUGCAGUGGCCAAUCACUGAUUAUCAGGAUCUAUUCUUUGUGGACAACUUGGCACUUUAAUUGACUGGUUUUGCAGGUGCAAACUUGUGGACUGUUCAUCAUUUCAAUAAAGUGGAAAUACAGUACAUCACAGGAGGAAUUGAAAGGAUUGUUUUGAGGUCCAAAGCCCUUGCUGGUAUUACACAAAAGCAAGACAACAUCACUGAAAUCAGUUGCUUUUAGAUACUCAAAUCUCCAGUGAAGCUGGAGUGAAGCUGUAGUCUUAGUGCAGACAAUUCAUUACUUUUAUCUAAACAACAACUCGAUAACUAACUGAGAUUUUACAGAAAUGUAAUGGUAAUGCAGUGUUCAUUAACAAGUAUAGCUGCAAUCAUGGAAUAUUUCUGCAGAAUAUUCUGAUAUGAAUGUUUCUAGUAAAGCUGUUUUGAUUUAUAUGCAUUCGCUCUGGUUCA
This is a messenger RNA of Carassius carassius (crucian carp), 3412 nucleotides long. RefSeq names its product nuclear factor NF-kappa-B p100 subunit-like. The transcript is spliced from 24 exons. Gene Ontology annotation, molecular function: DNA-binding transcription factor activity, RNA polymerase II-specific; RNA polymerase II cis-regulatory region sequence-specific DNA binding; protein binding. Gene Ontology annotation, biological process: innate immune response; regulation of transcription by RNA polymerase II; canonical NF-kappaB signal transduction. NCBI's taxonomy places the organism in Eukaryota, Metazoa, Chordata, Actinopteri, Cypriniformes, Cyprinidae. Bases 242 to 2980 code for a protein of 912 amino acids. Gene Ontology annotation, cellular component: cytoplasm. The record is from RefSeq and is a predicted model, not a curated record.